ACGAUGCCUCCAGAGGCGCUAGAAGCGCAUUCACCGCACUUAACUUCUAACGAAGUGCAACCACCCAGUGAGAACAGCGAUGCAGCCACUCCAUCUGCCGAUGAUGUAGAACAGAAUACACGCCCGGUGUCUCAACCACGACCGUAUAUUCCCCCACCAAGAAGACCGACCUCUGUCAGUCCUCUACGCCGCGUCCUUCUCUUCUUUGGUUUUGGGAGGGAUAACAAGACCAGGAGGCAACUCGUUAGCUUCGUGCUCGCCUUGACCAUCGAUUUCUCUGAAAUCAUCGCCAUUAUCACGUUGCUCGCCUACGCCCAGCACCGUACUAGCCCUACAUCGACAGAUCAGACUGAAUGGGACGUAUGCGGCAAACCCCUGGCGAUUUGGGACAUACUCUGGGUUCCCCGUCUUGUUCUGGACGUCUUCAUGGCGACUUGGAAGUGGAAGAUGCAGCGGAGAAAGAAUGCGAGGACCGUUAGCCGGACAGCCGACCUUGAACGAGCACAGGCUGGCAUAACAGGCGUAGCAAACCCUAAUACACUGCCUAUGCCUGCUCCGCCUCGCAGAACUGCAACUACAACAGAGAGGACCGAACCUAACGACGCAGAGGAGAAGGGCUACGCGGGGUGGUCGGCGGUCGGGUAUCUUUACACAAUAGUCUGGUUCAUUCUGGCACACGUCUUUGAGUACAGAGACACCAACAAAUGUAGACUUGGCGCUCCACAUAUCUGGUGGCUUACGUUCGGCCUUCUCUGCAUCGUAUACAUCAUCAUCAUCGAGUUCCUUCUUCUCGCCCUCCUCGUCUUCGUGGUCUGGCCAUUACUCUAUCUACUUGGAAGCAUCGUGCUUUUGUGUCUGGGACGUCAUCCGGCCCAGAGCAUCAAACCGGAAAUCGGAAAACUCCCAAAAAGCGUGGUCGAUAUGAUCCCUCUUGUGUACUACAUUCCGCCACCUCCAGACGAGCCUUCAAAACCCAUCGCCUUCCCGCCCGAAGCAUUUUCCUAUCCACCCAAGCCCUCGCAGCUUCUAAAAACGCCCAAACGACGCUUCAAAUUCUUUCCGAUUAAGAAGCGCUCAUCCAAGGACACGGGCGCUAAUGGAGGGAAGGAGGCUGGAGACGAGAAAAGUAAGAGAUCUAGGGAUGGGGCUGGCGAGGUCGUGAAGCCGACGGUCUGGGAGGAUAACUGGGAGAAGGGGGACCAUCCGUUUGUGAGACUUGAGGGCAACAGGGCGUCUUGCGCCAUUUGCCUCAUGGACUUCGAUGAACCAAAGAGGGCGCCUGGUGCUGAGGGCGUGAGGGACUCCAAAAUGGAUGCUGACGGAGGUAAUGGCAAGGGUACUCAAGAGAUUGCGGUCGAACAGCCUGCGACUCCAAUAAGGGAGUCAACAGGCACACAGGAUACGCCGGCUGGUGCGAGCGGGCCAGAUAAUGAGACGACGACCAUUGACAUCGAAGGUGAUAUGUAUCUGGAAGACGACGGGAACGAUGGAAUACAAGCGGAAUUGAGGCUGGAAGAUGCAGGUGAUGGUCCUCAGCCCCUGAGGCUACUGGUCUGCGGGCAUGUGUUCCAUAAAACCUGUCUUGACCCAUGGCUGUCCGAUGUCUCUGGACGGUGUCCUGUCUGCCAACGCCCCGUCGAGAAGGAGGAAAUCGAGGCAGCCAUCGACGCUGCUCAAAAUAGGAAGACAGUGAGCAAACGUAUGCGACGACGCGACGCGCAGAAUCCUCCUAGACGGCCAUGAUUUCUGUUCAAAUGAACAGCCUGCGCUCUGCUCCAUUCUGAUUUCCUGACAUAUGCUAUUUUUCAAUCGCGGUCCCCGUCUUCUCUUCCCUUUUAUGUGCUACGAAACAUCAUGAUGCUCGCGUUGCGCUCAGUGAACCCCUCAGGAUGGACCAGAUCGGUGAGGUGUAUUGCCAGGGUGCCUUCUUCGUCGUUGUAAAUUCUGUAUCCUUCUUGUAUCUCAACAACUCGCUUUCGCACGUGUAAUCUCAGUGUAUAUGCC
This is a messenger RNA of Stereum hirsutum FP-91666 SS1, 2004 nucleotides long. RefSeq lists its product as uncharacterized. NCBI's taxonomy places the organism in Eukaryota, Fungi, Basidiomycota, Agaricomycetes, Russulales, Stereaceae. The record is from RefSeq and is a predicted model, not a curated record. The transcript has 6 exons. The coding region runs from base 4 to 1743 and encodes 579 amino acids.